AUGUGCCUCCUAGAGGAAAGUGGCUACAGUGGAGAGCACGCCUACGUGUCACUCCUUCACGGCGACAGGACCGAAUUCCUGGUGUACGCCCUCCUGCUGGGCUUCAGAUUGAAGCAGGUGGAUGCUUCCACCCCAAGGGUGCUGCUGGUGGGCAAGGAAGCGCCCGACCAGACGUCGCCCUUCGUACAGGGCGAUGACCGCAAGUGCCUGGAUGCCGUUUGGAAGGUGGCGGAGGUCGAUCUUGUCGACCAGGAAGCCGCGGACAAGACGCGGCGGAAGCGGCACCGCUACGUCUUCACGAAGCUCAGAGCCUUCCAGGUCCCCUACAGGAAGCUGCUCUUCUUCGACCUGGACAUCAUUAUCCGCUCCUCGCCCAAAGAGCUAUUCCAGGUCGCGGCGCCGGCGGGCAUGUACCACGGCCACUGGAACCGUGACCAAGCGGCGCAUGGCCAGGAGAUCCCAGCCGAGGCUUUCUACAACAGCGACUACGGCGUCUACGGCUGCAUAAACGCUGGCCUGAUGCGUCUCGACACACUGCCCACGGCGGAGCAACGCAGGCGGUUCACGGACGAGAUGCUGAAGGAGGUGGGUGAGCUCAAGGAGCGAGACCAGUCGUACUUGCCGGAGCAGUACUUCCUGGUCAAGAAGCUGCCGGUGUGGCGACACAUAGAAGUCAAGUGGAACUGCGAGGUGAACCCUCUGCGCCACAUGGACACGCGCGGACACUUCGUGGUUAGGGCAGAAGAAGAGAUGCCGAAAGAUUGGCUGCAGCUCGGGGAGAGCGAGGAGGAACUUCGUGAGAGGGUGGCGAUGUUCCACUUCAGCGGUAAGUGGCUCGAGCCGUGGUGGUUCUUGGACAAGCCCCCGCGGGAGGCCUUGGCCUUCGCAAGGGCGCAGUUCAAGCACCAAGAUCCCCGCGGCAUGAUCGCUCUUUCAGUGGCGGAGUGGCUCUCUGCAGUGGAGGAGAUGGAGACCAGCGACAUCUUUGAAGAGCAGGCCGAAAACCUCCGCUACAACAUCGAGUAUCUGCGAUACAAAGCAGACCAGUGGUGGGCCAACGACUCGGUGACCUGUAGCCGCUGCGGGUGCAAGAACGAGUGGUAUGCGCAGCCGCAGUACAAAGACUACUGCGAGGAGUGCGAGGUGGAGAGGGAGUUGGAGAAAAAGAGGGGCGAAGUGAAGCCGGAGUCGGAGAUGCAGGAGAUGAUCGAAGUGAAGCCGGAGUCGGAGAUGAACAGGACCCAGAGCGGGCGAAGUUCUUCCUGCGACUCCCGGCGUUCCACGAGCACUCCGAAGACGAGGUCGCCACUCGUUUUGCCUGGUGCAAUGUCGCCGUGCCACCCAGGCGCCGACACUUGCCGCUUGCCCGGAGGCUCGGAAGGCGGGAAGCUUCGGAGCAAGCGCAAGAAGCGCUCGAAAAGGCAGCCUUCGGCCAAAGUCAAGCGUGGCCAACAGCGCCUUGCUCGGGUCGAAGCUUCUCGGCUCUUGCCGUUACUCUUCCUACUGAAAGCGAUGAGCACCAUGAUCAGUCGACGUGGUGCUGCCAUGCAGGCUGCCACCUUGCUCAGUUUGAUGGCUGCUGGCUUUCUUCCGGCUGGAGCUGAAUGCAGUGGUGCUGAGUGCGCUGCAGUGGAUGCACAGGCAGAUGGCUACCAGGCACUGCUGCAGCAGACCGUUAAGCCGCAGGCAAACACAAGGCUUGCAGCCGCUGACACCAAGGACCGGCACACCACUGGGGUGACCAAUGCAGCUGCAAAGCCAGCAGCUCACCUGCUGGCAACGAACUCCAGCAAGGACGGAUGUUCGAAGGCCACGGGCUCCUUCUGCCUUACGGGCAUCUGCAACGAUGCCCUUAGUGCGGAAUGCGAUCAGACGAUGGGCUCGCUCACGGCUGGACAGUGUGUUUGCCCGCAGUUCACUUGCUAUUCCGAAGGCAAGUGCCAGUGGUCGGUCAGCGAAAUCCGAGAUGCCGUGGGGAACGGCGCUACGGGCGUCGUCGACCAGGUGACCGCAGUAGCCGCGAAAGUCCCCGGCCUCGCCGACGCUGCCGGCGCGCUGGAGGGUGUCUGGGACACAGUGAGCGGAGUCUUCGGCUCGAUCUUCGGCUCAGGAGGCUGCUCCGGAUAUGUGGGUCUUUGCUGGGGCCAGUGCGGCAACCAGCAGCAGUUGGGCUUUACCGCCACAUGCACGUAUGGCUCCUGCCAGUGCAAGCCGGGCUUCUGCGCCAAAGAUGGUCUGUGUGCGAUGGACGUCCAGGGCAUGCUGCAGGGUGCAGCUCAGAAUGUUUUGCGAUAG
This is a messenger RNA of Symbiodinium sp. CCMP2592, 2295 nucleotides long. The record is from the annotation of a GenBank genome assembly. NCBI's taxonomy places the organism in Eukaryota, Dinophyceae, Suessiales, Symbiodiniaceae.